Helobdella robusta is the source of this 204-nucleotide messenger RNA. RefSeq lists its product as hypothetical. The annotation marks the transcript as partial. The record is from RefSeq and is a predicted model, not a curated record. The transcript has a single exon. NCBI's taxonomy places the organism in Eukaryota, Metazoa, Annelida, Clitellata, Rhynchobdellida, Glossiphoniidae.
AAAACUUUAUACUACCACGCAACUUUAUACAACUGCGCAACUCUCUAUAACCGUGCAUUUCUAUAUAACCACGUAAUUCUGUAUAACCGCGCAAUUUUAUAUAAUCGCGCAACUUUAUAUAUAACUGCGCAACUCUAUAAAACCGCGCAACUUUAUAUAACCGAGCAAAUCUAUACAAUCACGCAAUUCUAUAACCCAAUAUAA